Pan troglodytes (chimpanzee) is the source of this 1589-nucleotide messenger RNA. RefSeq lists its product as uncharacterized. The record is from RefSeq and is a predicted model, not a curated record. Bases 1 to 756 code for a protein of 251 amino acids. NCBI's taxonomy places the organism in Eukaryota, Metazoa, Chordata, Mammalia, Primates, Hominidae. The transcript is spliced from 3 exons.
AUGGGUCUUCCUAUCAAAGAACAUGCAGCUCUCUUCCUACUUCAACAUUUCCUUCUAAGGUCCCUCACGCCCCCUCCAAGGCGUCCCUGUCCCAGGGGCUGCGGGGCCUGCGCGGAAGGACAGGGGCGCCUCCCAGACCCACCCUUCCCGCCGCCACCCUCGGCUGGGAGCUCCCAUCUCCUGUUCCUGUUGUCCCCCUCCUUCAAUGCAGGGCUCUUGAGCAGAAGGCACUGCUGCACUGUGGCCGUAUCUCCCUCUCUGGCCGUCUUGUGGAUCCUGCCGAGCUCUCAAUCUCGGCGGUGCUACCAGGAAUCCGAGCAGAAGUGGUCAGGAAUGGAGCCCAGGGCCACCUCAUCCUUCUUCCUCCUGGAGCCAAACAGCUUCUUCAUCGCGGCAGCUUCGGAGAAGCCUCAGCUACCCUGCAGCUCCCCUUCGCCUUUUCGCGGACUCCGGAGUCCAGUCACAAUUAGCCAAGCCCGGGGCACCAAAGCCUUUAGCAGCGAAACCGCCGCUUCCGACCUCUCGGACCUAGUGAGCCAGGCAGAGCCGUUAGGCCCACGCCUGGGCACCACAGCCAGCCCGAGGCCCAGGAAGCCGCUCCCAGGCUGCGCGCGGCUGGCGCUGGGCUUCCAGGGCCGGACUGCCAGAACAGGCUGGGAGGGCUGGGGUCUUGGCGCUCUGCAGCCACCAGAGAUCUGGCCGAGUGGGUCUGGUUACCCCCACCCCUGUGCCGCCACAGCCCGGCAGAUCGCCUAGCUUGGCUGCCCCAGCUGCCGCAUCUGUCCCUCUGUCCGCGUCUCUGGGAGCCCGGUAGGGUGGGAGGUUGCUGGCUGUUGCUGUCCACUCCGGAUCCUGAGGCCGCCCAGGGCACUCCUACCCCGCCUGCCUCGGUGCCCCUGACCUGCAGUCGUCACCUGCACUCCAGGCGGGCAACAACAGCGAGGACACCCCGCCCGGCCAGGCUCCCAGCAUCAGAGACGCUGGGUGGACAACGUGGUGGCGGCCAAUCCAGGUGGUCCGCCAGACCGCGGCAGAGACAGCGCAGAGGCUGAGGGUUAGGACUGCCCAGCGCUAGCGGCCCCCAGCUCUGUGCGCCCGCCGAGGAGGAGACAGCCAGCAGCGUGGUCAGGCAGGCUCUCGCGCUGAGGAGGCGGUGCACUCAGGAUACUGAGGCCGCCCAGAGCACGCCCCGCCAACCCACCCAGGCGCCUGAGCUGCAGCCUCUGCGCCAUCUCUGCCGCGGUCCCGCAGGCCGCCUGGAUUGGCCGCCGCCGCUGCUGCCACCACGGUAUCCACCCAACGACUCUAAUGUGGGAAGUCUGGCGGUGGAGGGUGUCGCGUGCUCUCCGGCAGACCCGUAGCUGGUGGUGGAGCUGAGGGCCCUGGGGCAUGGCGGGCAGGGACUUGAGGCCCGCAGGAGGAGGGGGCCGUGCCGAUGCUGGCUGUGCCGGGGCUGCCUGAGAACCCGCGGAGGCUGGGGGGCGAAGACGCGCGGCACAGCCAAGAAGAUAGACACACCAACAAGAACAUCAUUAUUAAAUGCAUGGAAAAACUGGAGUUAUAUGACAGCAAUAUUCAAUAAAGGAACU